This is a messenger RNA of Propithecus coquereli (Coquerel's sifaka), 3965 nucleotides long. RefSeq names its product unc-5 homolog B (C. elegans) (gene UNC5B). Lineage: Eukaryota; Metazoa; Chordata; Mammalia; Primates; Indriidae. The record is from RefSeq and is a predicted model, not a curated record. Gene Ontology annotation, molecular function: netrin receptor activity; protein binding. The transcript is spliced from 17 exons. Gene Ontology annotation, biological process: netrin-activated signaling pathway; anterior/posterior axon guidance. Gene Ontology annotation, cellular component: membrane. Bases 454 to 3285 code for a protein of 943 amino acids.
GAACUCACUGGGGCCGGCGGGCGGCAGCGCUCGGCAUUGUGGCGGGCGGCGGGGACCGGCGAGGGCGCCGGAGCCGCGGGCUGCGGCGGGGCUCGGGGAGGCGCUCACGGGGCUGGGACAGCGCGGCGCCGGCCGCUGCGCGCGCCACUGAGCGCUCUCACCUUGGGUCGCGCAACUUGAGAGCCAGGGCGCAGUAGCGCGGGGAGCGCUCAGAGCCCAGGGCGCGCCGGAGCCUGGCUGGAGAGCGGGCGCCGGACACCCAUCGCGCUCCGAGCGCCGGGCGGCCCUCCGCGCGGCGUGGCUGCCGCUGCCCCCACGGAAGGCACGGGCUGGCGCGGCCGGGCGCCGGGGAGGACGGCGAGGAGGAGGCGGCGGCGGCGGAGACGGCGGCGGCGAGACUGGGGCCGGGGAGAGAGCCCUGGGGGAGAGGCUCCCGAGCCGGGCCGCGGGAGCAUGUGGGCCCGGAGCGGAGCGCGGGGUGCGCUGCUGCUGGCGCUGCUGCUCUGCUGGGACCUGAGGCUGAGCGAAGCAGGCGCUGAUUCCGAGGUGCUCCCCGACUCCUACCCGUCGGCGCCGGCGGAGCCCCUGCCGCACUUCCUACAGGAGCCGCAGGACGCCUACAUCGUGAAGAACAAGCCGGUGGAGCUGCGCUGCCGCGCCUUCCCCGCCACGCAGAUCUACUUCAAGUGCAACGGCGAGUGGGUCAGCCAGAACGACCACGUCACCCAGGAGGGCCUGGACGAGGCCACCGGCCUGCGGGUGCGCGAGGUGCAGAUCGAGGUGUCGCGGCAGCAGGUGGAGGAGCUCUUCGGGCUGGAGGAUUACUGGUGCCAGUGUGUGGCCUGGAGCUCCGCCGGCACCACCAAGAGUCGCCGGGCCUACGUCCGCAUCGCCUACCUGCGCAAGAACUUCGAUCAGGAGCCUCUGGGCAAGGAGGUGCCCCUGGACCAUGAGGUUCUCCUGCAGUGCCGCCCGCCGGAGGGGGUGCCUGUGGCAGAGGUGGAAUGGCUCAAGAACGAGGACAUCAUCGACCCCACCCAGGACACCAACUUCCUGAUCACCAUCGACCACAACCUCAUCAUCCGCCAAGCCCGCCUGUCGGACACGGCCAACUAUACCUGCGUGGCCAAGAACAUCGUGGCCAAGCGCCGGAGCACCACCGCCACGGUCACUGUCUACGUGAAUGGCGGCUGGUCCAGCUGGGCAGAGUGGUCACCCUGCUCCAACCGUUGUGGCCGAGGCUGGCAGAAGCGCACCCGGACCUGCACCAACCCCGCCCCGCUCAACGGAGGUGCCUUCUGUGAGGGCCAGGCCUUCCAGAAGACUGCCUGCACCACCGUGUGCCCAGUUGACGGAGCGUGGACGGAGUGGAGCAAGUGGUCAGCCUGUAGCACCGAGUGUGCCCACUGGCGCAGCCGUGAGUGCAUGGCACCCCCGCCCCAGAACGGAGGCCGUGACUGCAGCGGGACACUGCUCGACUCCAAGAACUGCACCGAUGGGCUGUGCAUGCAGAAUAAGAAAACUCUAAGUGACCCCAAAAGCCACCUGCUGGAGCCCUCAGGGGAUGUGGCGCUGUACGCGGGCCUUGUGGUGGCCGUCUUCGUGGUCAUCGCGGUGCUCAUGGUGGUGGGGGUGGUGGUGUACCGCCGCAACUGCCGCGACUUCGACACCGACAUCACCGACUCGUCCGCCGCCCUCACUGGCGGUUUCCACCCAGUCAACUUCAAGACCGUGAGGCCCAACAACCCGCAGCUCCUGCACCCAUCUGCACCCCCCGACCUGACCGCCAGCGCCGGCGUCUACCGCGGACCCGUGUACGCCCUGCAGGACUCAGCCGACAAGAUCCCCAUGACCAACUCGCCCCUGCUGGACCCCCUGCCCAGCCUCAAGGUCAAGGUCUACAGCUCCGGCACCACCAGCUCCGGCCCAGGCCUGCCAGAUGGGGCCGACCUGCUGGGGGUCCUGCCGCCCGGCCCGUACCCUGGCGAUUUCCCCCGCGACGCCCACUUCCUGCACCUGCGCAGCGCCAGCCUUGGCUCCCAGCAGCUCCUGGGCCUGCCCCGGGACCCAGGGAGCAGCGUCAGCGGCACCUUCGGCUGCCUGGGCGGGAGGCUCAGCAUCCCCGGCACAGGGGUCAGCCUGCUGGUGCCCAAUGGAGCCAUUCCCCAGGGCAAGUUCUACGAGAUGUACCUGCUUAUCAACAAGGCAGAAAACACCCUCCCGCUUUCGGAAGGAACCCAGACAGUAUUGAGCCCCUCGGUGACCUGUGGGCCCACAGGCCUCCUGCUGUGCCGCCCCGUCAUCCUCACUGUGCCUCACUGUGCCGAAGUCAGCGCCGGAGACUGGAUCUUCCAGCUCAAGACCCAGGCUCACCAGGGUCACUGGGAGGAGGUGGUGACUCUGGAUGAGGAGACCCUGAACACGCCCUGCUACUGCCAGCUUGAGGCCAGGUCCUGCCACAUCCUGCUGGACCAGCUGGGCACCUACGUGCUCACGGGCGAGUCCUAUUCCCGCUCGGCAGUCAAGCGGCUGCAGCUGGCCGUGUUCGCCCCCGCCCUCUGCACCUCCCUGGAGUACAGCCUCCGGGUCUACUGCCUGGAGGACACGCCCGUGGCACUGAAGGAGGUGCUGGAGCUGGAGCGCACUCUGGGCGGCUACCUGGUGGAGGAGCCCAAGCCCCUGCUCUUUAAGGACAGUUACCACAACCUGCGCCUCUCCCUCCACGACAUCCCACACGCCCACUGGAGGAGCAAGCUGCUGGCCAAGUACCAGGAGAUCCCCUUCUAUCACAUCUGGAGUGGCAGCCAGAAGGCCCUGCACUGCACUUUCACCCUGGAGAGGCACAGCCUGGCCUCCACGGAGCUCUCCUGCAAGAUCUGCGUGCGGCAGGUGGAAGGGGAGGGCCAGAUAUUCCAGCUGCACACCGCGCUGGCAGAGACACCUGCUGGCUCCCUGGAUGCUCUCUGCUCUGCCCCUGGCAGCACGGUCGCCACUCAGCUGGGACCCUAUGCCUUCAAGAUCCCGCUGUCCAUCCGCCAGAAGAUAUGCAACAGCCUUGACGCCCCCAACUCACGGGGCAACGACUGGCGGAUGCUGGCGCAGAAGCUCUCCGUGGACAGGUACCUGAAUUACUUUGCCACCAAAGCGAGCCCCACGGGCGUGAUCCUGGACCUCUGGGAAGCGCUGCAGCAGGACGACGGGGACCUCAACAGCCUGGCCAGUGCCUUGGAGGAGAUGGGCAAGAGUGAAAUGCUGGUGGCAGUGGCCACCGAUGGGGACUGCUGAGCCACCUGGCACUGCAGGGUGGCAGGGACUGGCAGGAGGCGGGUGCAGGGAGGCCUGGGGCAGCCUCCUGAUGGGGACCUUCAGCUUCUGCUGCCCCUCAGCUCACAGCUGGAGGUUCCCCCUCCUCCUCCUCCUCCUCCCCCCGUACCCCAAGCCCCACACCACGACCAGCCUUAGAAAACCCACAUGCCCUGUUAUUAGAGGGCCCAGUGUUCCUUCUCCAUGCCCUGCUGUCUCUCUCCCAGCCCCAGACCUCCGUGUGGGAGUCCGGAUGGGGCUGGGGCCUCUGGAGGCAGUUGAGGGGCAAGGAGGUGGCCCUCCCUCCACCCUCACCCGCCCCCAGCCCCGCGACUUCUGGGUUCCAUUGGUUUAGCUGCGUUCUUCAUCUUCCUCCUCCGUUGCUGACCUCCCCUCCUAAGCCCCGGCUGCUCUCACACCCUUUUCCUCUUUGAAGAGUCAAGUACAGUUCAGACAGACAGACUGCUUUCUCCCACCCAAAAGCAAAAAGGAAAAGGAAAGAAAGCUUCAGACGGCUAGUAAGGCUCAAAGAAGAAGAAAAACUCCAAAACCACAAGGGAAAAGAAAAACCCAGUUUCUUAGGAAACGCAAAUGAUUUAUUAUCCAGAUAUUUGGAUAAGUCCUUUUUAAGAAAAAAAAAAAAAAAAGAAAAUGAAGAACAA